AUGCCGGAAGCCAUAGCGACAACAAAGCGGAAGUUCUACAAGGCUCUCGACGCGUUCACGAACCGCUCCCAAACCUCUCUCGAAGCUCCAGCUGAGGCACGAACGUCAUCCACAGCGGGCGCUGCAUCAUCUCAAGCAUUCGACGAAGCACGCGAGAGGGCGCGCAAAAGACUUCGAUCGAGCACAUCCGCAACAUCACUCGCGAGCCUCACUCAGAUUGGUUCGACUCUGCAAACAUCGAAAGCUCCUCUCACAGUCCGCAGUGUUUCUAAAUCAAGCGACAAGACCCAACCUCCUCCCAACUUUUCUCCCUGGUCCCAGGAAUUAUUCCUUGCGAGGUUACAGAGUUUCAGUAGUGUAAGCAAGUGGCACCCGAAACCUGAUUCGGUGAACGAAGUUGUUUGGGCGAAACGGGGAUGGUCGUGUGUAGAUGUAAAUACGGUCGCGUGUCGGGGCGGAUGUGACAGGAGAAUUUUGGUGGAUUUGCACGUGGACUCCAAGGUCACAUCAGGCGAGGUCGAUGACGAUGACGAUGAAGAGUCCGAGAACCUUACGGCCCUGGAGACGGCUCUCGCGGAGAAGUAUCAGAGCUUGGUGGUACAGGGCCAUUCAGAAUCAUGUUUGUGGUUCAAGGCUGGAUGCAAGGACGACAUUUAUCGAUUACAAGUCGUGCGCCCGUCAAUAUGGCAGCCCGAAUUGCGGAAACGAUUUCUCACACUCCUGGACAUUGGCGACGCCAUCACUGGUGUUACAAUCCAAGCACCAGGAGACGGAUCUGCUCGCCUGUUGUUAGACGACUUGCCGAUUGCCAUCAUAAGUCCCAAGGAGAGGUCGAAAACAGCUUCCAAAAAAGCAUUAGAUUUAGCCCUUUGCGGCUGGCGAGGCUCAGUCGAGUCUGGUAACCAGCUUCUCCACUGCGACGCCUGUUUCCAAAGAAUCGGGUUGUGGAUGUAUCAGCCCGAAUACAUCGCCUCGCACCGCAGACCUGACGAAGCAGCCGAUGGCGACGAAAUCACUACUUCCGAAGAUCACUCCGGCUUAGACAUUGUCGAACUGCAUCGGGAACAUUGCCCCUGGCGUAGCGCCGACUCGCAGUGUGCCACAGGUAGUCUCCACGGUCUUAACGCGAGCCAAAUCCUGCAAAAAAUCGCGACCACAUGCGCGCGGGAUCAUCGCAGGAGAUCCGAUGACAAAUCACGACAUGUUGCUGCAGCACAGGAUGACGAACGAGAUAAUGACCAUGCUUCGGCCAGCGAAAGACCAGCUGUGUCACGAGAGGAAGUGGCAAGGCAAGAUAAGGAGCGCGAAUCGCGUCUAAGGAAAUUGAAAAACUUGUUCAAUAUCAAGCGGAGAGCU
Dissoconium aciculare CBS 342.82 is the source of this 1356-nucleotide messenger RNA. RefSeq names its product zf-C3HC-domain-containing protein. Gene Ontology annotation, cellular component: nucleus. The record is from RefSeq and is a predicted model, not a curated record. The transcript is spliced from 2 exons. The annotation marks the transcript as partial. Gene Ontology annotation, molecular function: zinc ion binding. NCBI's taxonomy places the organism in Eukaryota, Fungi, Ascomycota, Dothideomycetes, Mycosphaerellales, Dissoconiaceae.